This is a messenger RNA of Purpureocillium lilacinum, 1338 nucleotides long. RefSeq lists its product as uncharacterized. Gene Ontology annotation, biological process: sulfate assimilation; phosphatidylinositol phosphate biosynthetic process. Gene Ontology annotation, molecular function: 3'(2'),5'-bisphosphate nucleotidase activity. The record is from RefSeq and is a predicted model, not a curated record. Lineage: Eukaryota; Fungi; Ascomycota; Sordariomycetes; Hypocreales; Ophiocordycipitaceae.
AUGUCUGACACGACGACGACGACGACACCGCCCCGCCGACGCAAUUCGCACCCGUCUCGUCCCUCCUUCGUCUCCAGACACUUACCCCUCCUCCUCCUGCUGUCCCUCCUCGUCCUCACGCUGGCUAUCCUGCUGCCCAACGCCUCCUCCGUCGUGCCCCGCCUGCGGCAGCUCUCCAACCACUUCCUCCUCCGCCGUCCGAGCAUCGUCGCCGCCACCGCCGCCGCCGUCACCAUGGCGUCCUCCUCCUCCGCCGCCCCCGCGUACGAGCGCGAGCUCCUCGUCGCGCAGCUCGCCGUCCAGCGCGCCGCCAUCCUCACCCGCCGCGUCUUCCACGAAAAGGCAAAGGGCACCGUCGACAAGUCGGACAAGAGCCCCGUCACCGUCGGCGACUUCGGCGCCCAGGCCCUCAUCAUCGCCGCCCUGCGCCACAACUUCCCCGCCGACGCCAUCGUCGCCGAGGAGGAGGCCGCCCAGCUGCGCGAGGACCCCGCCCUGCGCGACACCAUCUGGGAGCUCGUCCGCGACACGCGCCUCGCCGACGAUGCAGCGGAGCGUGACGUCCUCGGCGGUGCCGUUCCGAGCGUCGACGCCAUGCUCGAGCUCAUCGACCGGGGCGACAGCAAGGGCGGCAACAGCGGCCGCAUCUGGACCAUUGAUCCCAUCGACGGCACAAAGGGCUUCCUCCGCGGCGGCCAGUACGCCGUCUGCCUCGGCCUCAUGGUCGACGGAGACGUCAAGGUCGGCGUCCUCGGCUGCCCCAACCUGCCUGUCGACGACGCCGCCCGCCUCACCACCGACAUUGGCGGCGCGAACCAGACCGACGACGCCGCCGCCGGCCGGGGCGUGCUCUUCUCCGCCGUGCAGGCCCGCGGCGCCACCUCGCGGCCCCUCGCGACCGGCGCCCUCGCCGAGCCCGCCAAGCCCAUCUCCAUGCGGCCCAUCCGCGACCUCGCCGCCGCCACCUUCUGCGAGAGCGUCGAGGCCGGCCACUCGGCCCAUGACGACCAGGCCCUCAUCUCCCAGCGCCUCGGCAUCACCCAGCCCAGCGUUCGCAUGGACAGCCAGGCCAAGUACGGAUCCAUCGCCCGCGGCGCCGGCGACAUCUACCUGCGCCUGCCCGUCAAGGCCACAUACCAGGAGAAGAUCUGGGACCACGCCGCCGGCGACCUCAUCGUCCGCGAGGCCGGCGGUCAGGUCACGGAUAUCCACGGCAAGAGGCUCGACUUUGGCGUCGGCCGCACCCUCGCCAACAACAAGGGCGUUGUCGCGGCGCCGGCUGCCGUUCACGCGACGGUCCUCGACGCCGUCCAGGAGGUACUCAGGAUUAAGCAGUAG